AUGGAAAGUUUGAGUAAUGACUCAGAUGGAUCAGGGAAGCCCGCCAGUUCCCUCGUGAAUGUCUUCAGCGGUAUCUUCAACCGAAAUAGAAGUGCCUCUUCAGACGGCGAGUCGGCCGUGUUGACGUCUUUCAAGGAGCUGUCAGAUGAGGAGAAUCCUCUUCCUGAAAGCGAUCAAACUACUAACAGUGAGAACAAUCUCCAAGGGAGGAAAGAUAUGCAUCAGGAUAAUGGGACUGCUUCCAGUGAUACAGGGCAGAGUGCUGAAUCAUUGGAAACGGGCAAGGAGUCUGGUGACAAAGUUAAAACAGCAGUUGGAGCCUUGGCUGAUCUAGAUCUGGUCCAGGUUACUCAGGUGGAAACGUAUAGUGACGAGGAGGACGAGGAGGCGGCCCACGGCAGCGCUAGUCCACCGAAGCCCACUCUACCUGAGGAGGAUACAAAUACAGUGGAGCAUGGAGAUGAGACAAAAGAUGCCACCGAGGCUGAGUACCAAGUGCCUGUGUUUAGAACACACAAACUUACUGAGAGAUCCCGCAUAGAAGCUAUUCUAUAUUCAGACAGGUUUGUCAACAGAUCCAGCUCAAGGACACUUCUGGCCUCUUUUUUUUCCAAAAAGGCAGAUGACCGCAGUCCCAAGGAGAGCACCACCACAGUGUCUUUGGAUGUAGAAGCAUCUGGUGCUGGAGAGAAUGGUAAAGACAAUGUAGGAACAGAUGAAGGCCAAGAGUUUGAGGGCAUAGAUUGUUCUCUGCCUGUUCCGUCCGUCAUCUCCAGACCUCUGGCUUUAGAGGCCUCAGGUCAUAAUGCUGCCACAGCCUCCCCUUUAAGGGAGGAUUUAGAUAAUACACAGAGGGAGGAGACACAUGAGCAAAGGGUUGAACCUGAGGAGGGGGCCAAGGAACCUCUCUCCAGCCAGGUGUCCUCCUCUCGUACAACUGCUCCAAAGACACCAGAAAAAGACACACCACCUCCAGCUUCAUCCACUGCACCCUCCUCCACCUCAUCCCCAUCCAGGGCUACGGCGCUCUCUUCCUCCCCUUACUUCCAGAUGCCGGCUCUCUUCAGUGGGUUGCGGGUUCUGAAGAAGGGAGUGUUGGGGGAAGACAGGGAGACUGUGUCAGAGAUCAAGCAGAGGGAGAAGGAUGCUGACCUUGCCCUGCUCAGCCUGAAGAAGACGGUAAACAAAGCCAAGCUCAUCCCCGAGCAGAAGAAGGCCACCUCUCCAGCCAAAAAACAGGCAGAGCCUAAACCUGUUGCGGAAACUAAAAGCACCGUGAUGGGACAUCUCAGUCAGCUGCUCAACCUAGACAACCACGAUGAGACCAAAAAGUCAGACGUCGGGAAGGAUGGUGGUCCUGAGCACAGGAAAGAAAAAGAGUCCGAGACUGGAGAAGAGGUUCCUACAGGACCAGACGCCCCCACAUCCCAAGGGGAGAGAAAGAAGACCUCAGACCUGGCCUAUGAAACCUUCAGGAACAUCUUCGGCCCCAAAACUGUCAAAAAGGAAAAAACGGAAGAAGUGGAUCUGGAGGCAAUAAAAAAGAAAAUAAAGAAUGACAAGGAAAACCUGAGGUCCAUUUUUGAGAGAGCCUCCAAAUCCCCCGGAAAGGAACUCAACAGUGAAGCUAAUACGGAGCUCACGUCUCCUACUGACAGCGAGGACCGGACCCCGAGGCGUCUUCAGGCUGUGUGGCCCCCACCCAAACCUAAAGAUGAGGAAGAGAAGGUGGGGCUCAAAUACACCGAGGCAGAGCACCAGGCUGCCCUCUUGCAGCUGAAGAGGGAGUGCAAGGAAGAUCUGGAUAGGAUGCAUUCUGACUAUGAGCUCGAAAUCUUCCAACUGCGAGGUGAGCAUGCUGUCUCGAUAUCACACCUGGAAGGAGUCAUUGCUAAGAUGCAAAAAGACAAGGGGUAUAAUACAGGCCAGGAGCGGGGCGAGCUCCGUGACGUCGCGGUGUCCACAGCAGACGAUGACCUGACACCCAAGACCUUCCGCACCGUGAGUAUCCAGACGGACAGGGAGACCUUCAUAAAGAGCCCUGAGGGGGGCGGGCCCGCUCAAAGCCCCAACCAGAACGUGCCGAAAAAACUCAACUUGGACUCCAUCGGACUAAAUCUAAAAGGUGAAACAGCCCCAGGCCCUCCUGGACCACCCCCACCCCCGCCACCUCCUCCCCCUCUCCCACCAGGCUUCUCAGGACCACCACCUCCUCCAGGACCACCACCUCCUCCCCCUCUCCCACCGAGCUUCUCAGGACCACCACCUCCUCCUCCUCUUCCCCCUUUGCCAGGCAGCACUGGAGCACCGCCGCCACCACCUCCACUCCCCGGAGGUGGUCCGCCACCCCCACCGCCUCCCCCUCCCCUUCCUGGCCUACCUGGUGCUGGUCCACCUCCUCCUCCCCCUCCUCCCGGCGGAGGCAUGCCACCUCCUCCGCCUAUGGGUGGCUUCGGUUUCUUCCAUAAGGUGGAGAAGGCCCCACGGAAGGUUGCCAUUGAGCCAGCGUGUCCAAUGAAGCCUCUGUACUGGACCAGGAUUCAGAUAGAGGACAACAACAACAACACACUCUGGGGUUCUCUGGAGGAACCAAACAUUGUUGACGCCAAUGAGUUUGAGAAUCUUUUUGCCAAGGCCACGCUGCAGGCGAAGAAGAAGCCUCUGUCCGACACCUAUGAGAAGAAAGCCAAAACUAAGAAGAUUAUCAAGCUGCUGGAUUCAAAGCGUUCACAAGCAGUCGGCAUCCUCAUAUCGAGCCUGCAUCUGGAGAUGAAGGACAUUCAGCAAGCUGUUCUCACUGUGGACAACUCUGUGGUGGACUUGGAGACCAUUGAGGCUUUAUAUGAAAAUAGGGCCACGAGUGACGAGCUGGCCAGGAUAGCAAAACAUUACGAGAAUUCUAAAGAGGAAGAAGUCAAACUGCUGGACAAACCUGAGCAGUUUCUCUAUGAGCUCUCCCAGAUUCCCGACUUCGCGGGCCGAUCCCACUGCAUCAUCUUCCAGUCAGUAUUCCUUGAUACCAUCUCCUCCGUUCGUCGGAAGGUAGAGAUCAUCUCGAAUGUCAGCAAAGAGCUGUUGGAGUGUAAUAGCUUGCGGGAUGUAAUGGGUCUUGUUCUGGCCUUUGGGAACUAUAUGAACGGUGGGAACAGGACAAGAGGUCAGGCUGAUGGCUUCGCACUGGAGAUCCUCCCCAAACUAAAGGACGUCAAGAGCAGGGACAAUCGUAUGAACCUGGUGGAUUAUGUGGUUUUAUACUAUCUGCGUAAUUUUGACAAGCAUGCCGGCACAGAAAAGAGUGAGUUCCCCAUGCCGGAGCCUCAGGAGUUCUUCCAGGCUGGUCAGGUUAAGUUUGAAGACCUCAGUAAGGACAUCAGGAAGCUGAAGAAGGAUCUGACUGCUUGUGAGAAGACCGUUCAGAAGGUGUGUGCCAACCCGUCAGAGGAAUACCUCCAGCCCUUCAAGGAGAAGAUGGAAGGAUUUAUCUCUGCCGCUCAAAAGGAGCAUUCAGCUGAAGAGGAUCAACUCAAUGCAGCACAGAGAAGUUUCCAGGACAUGGUGAACUACUUUGGGCUCAAGCCAAAGUCCGGGGAGAAAGAAGUGUCCCCGGGUCUCGUUUUUAUGCUUUGGUACGAGUUUUGCAACGACUUCAAGAACGCCUGGACACGACAAAACAAGAACAUCUCCAAGGAGAGGUUGAAGGAAGCUCAAGAAAACAUCAAGAAGAUCACAGCGGAGAAGAGAGUCGAAACCAAGAAGAUCAAUGCCAACAGUCUGAAAGAGAGGCUGCGGCAGAAGGAAGCCGGCGUGUCUUCCAGCUGAGUGAAAUGAGGAGUCUGAAGUGUGCAGGAACUCAUCUCUCCUGCGUUGACCACCUGCCUCAAUGACAGGACUCACAAUAAAACCUCAAAGGACUCUUAACUACUCCCCACUGCUAAUCUCUGCCCUACUAACACCCUCCCAUCCAGAUAGAAGCUCGGCCUGCAGCGAGGAUGCAUGGCUGACACAGCCGAAGUGAUGAGAGUCUUAAAGGCCAAAGGUUGAUCUCAUUCAUCCGGCAGGGCGCAACCUCUGAGUGCUCCAGCUUGUUAAAGGUCUCAAGGGGUCAGUGGGAUUCACAACAUCUGACACAUCCAAGAGGGUCCUUCUGGAUCUACAAGAGCUUACAAACAAUUCCUCUCUGAGCUGUAGAUGUUAGACACAGACAGAGUGGUAAUGCUCCUACAUAUUCAAAGUGUUAAGACGUUACUGCUGUUAUGUGAACAGAUACGGCUGCCUGAAGAGGGGAAUUCCCUUUUUGACAAUACAAAUCUAUAUCUGGAAGCGGUAAAAUAAAAAAAAGCAGUUGUUAGUCCACUUUGUUGUAGCCAAUAGCUUUUCAUUCACCACGGUUCAGUGAAAGUCUUGUAAAUAUGUCAUGCUGUAGGAUCGGCAGGUACCGAGCAGCGCUGAGAAGUGUGAUAAAUGAUCUGCGCCGGGCUUCACGUGCAGCUUGAGACAUGUGUGUGUGUGUGUGUGUGGAAUGCGUGUGCGUGGAGGUUUCACUGUAUUGUGUAGCACUGCACCAGGCUGACCUCUCCUGGGUGACGGCCAGAGAAGAGCAGAACCUGGCAGCGAGCCUCGGACCCCCCCCUCACACACACACACACACACACAACUUAAAAUCAUCAGAAGAACACAACAUAUUUUGGCCGUGCUAGCAAUCCCACCUGAAAUAUUAAAUACAGGUUAUGUCAAAUUGUUAACCCCUCAUCAGAUUGCGUGCACCUUUAAGCACUUUAGUGCCUGCAGUAGCUGUAUGUCGUAGCCGCUAUAAGCCACACACCCCUGUUAUGCUAACUGCGUGCAUUUUCUUUUCAGAUGUCUUGCACCGUUUUGCACCUCUUUUCCUAUGCAAGAGAAUGGUUCUUAGAAGAUUGUAUUGCUUCAUGAUGAAAUCCUAUUAGAUUUUUCUUUUUUUUUUUUUAAGAAAGUCUAUUAAAGUGUAUAUUUUAUUUUUGCAAAUGUAAGCUGUAACCACGCUCCUGUAUCAUUCAAGAAAAGUCUAUUUAUGUAAAGAAAGACUUAUUUUCUGCCAAAAAGCAUCAGCUUUGUUCCCUUUUGAGGGUGUAUCUGGACGAGUAGUAAUUGACUGAGAAGCUACCUGAUAGGUCAGUCAGAUAAAAUAUAUAUUUUCACAUAUGACGUGAUAUGUUGUGUCCGCUGAUUUACAGUGUAGCUUGUGAUAAGGGGAAUUUGAGUAAUGUGCUUUGAAUGAAGACUGUACUGUUAAGUUCUGGGAUGAGGGUUGUAUUUUGGGUUUUGAGAACAUUUAAACAAAUCGCCUGAAGCCAUGCGAGUUAUUAUACCUCAGACAGACUUCCAUUAUCAGAGGAUACAUAGAACUGCACCUUGAAUUACUUUUUUACCCUCCCAAGUCUUUUACAUGGGCCGUUUAUUUUGUAAAACAAGAAUCUAGAGAUUUCAUAAACUGUGUUUUACUUCAGAGGGUUUGAAAAGCAAAAGAAGAGCAGAUGCUGACCAGAGAACUGCUGUAGCCUCUUCUGUAUGUAUGUUGGGUUGUGUAACCUUCAGGAGCUCUCAUAUAGGUGCUCUGUGAUUUUAUGGAAUUGUUUUAAAUUUCACGAAUAAACUACUGGAUGCCGAACAAAUAGAGCCAAUAUCUCUAAACUUUCUUCUGUCAACACUUCCAUUAGGCCGGAAUUCAGAAGCCUGGCAGUGCACCAAGCAAAUGUUAUAUUUACGUAAGAAAGUUCCUGGAAGACUUUAAAAUAUUGUGAUAAGCAGUGUUAUGGAAUUGUCUGUCACUGGAACUUUGUUUUAAGAAUGAGAUGGACAUUUUAGUGUGUUUGCCUAUUUGCUGUAGCAAUAAAAUACCA
Anoplopoma fimbria (sablefish) is the source of this 5876-nucleotide messenger RNA. Its product is annotated as formin-like. The record is from RefSeq and is a predicted model, not a curated record. NCBI's taxonomy places the organism in Eukaryota, Metazoa, Chordata, Actinopteri, Perciformes, Anoplopomatidae. Gene Ontology annotation, biological process: actin nucleation. The transcript has 19 exons. The coding region runs from base 1 to 3819 and encodes 1272 amino acids. Gene Ontology annotation, molecular function: microtubule binding. Gene Ontology annotation, cellular component: nucleus; endoplasmic reticulum membrane; actin filament.